This is a messenger RNA of Ictalurus punctatus (channel catfish), 5819 nucleotides long. It is a transcript of the gene sv2ba, whose product is annotated as synaptic vesicle glycoprotein 2Ba. Gene Ontology annotation, biological process: transmembrane transport; chemical synaptic transmission. The record is from RefSeq and is a predicted model, not a curated record. Gene Ontology annotation, cellular component: membrane. Bases 1147 to 3216 code for a protein of 689 amino acids. Gene Ontology annotation, molecular function: transmembrane transporter activity. NCBI's taxonomy places the organism in Eukaryota, Metazoa, Chordata, Actinopteri, Siluriformes, Ictaluridae. The transcript has 13 exons.
UCCAUGCCUAGCCUAAGUGAUUUCAUCAAAGUCAAAUCCAAAGUCCUUAAACUGCUACUCAAGUUCUUGCACAAGGGAAGAUGGCCUUUAUGAUUAAUAUAGUAGGCUAUAAUAGUGUAGGUUGAGUAAUAAUAAGAGCACAUAACUAUAAGCCUCCAGUCUAAGUCAAAGUAUGAAAUUUGGCUCAAGUCAGAACUAAGUCCCAGUUCAAGUAUAUCACAGACAAUGGGAUGAAAUCUCAUUCUUCCACGUCCAAAUUGCAACAUUCGACACAUUUGAUUCCGGAGCACAAUUGAGCUACAAAACAAAGAGAGGCACAAAAUACACAUGAGGCAUGCUGUUCAAUGAUGGUGUGGUGCGAUGCAACCCAGUGCAAACGUUCCUAAGUGCUGUAUUCUUUUUAUACCACAGCAAUUUCCAAAUACUAACAAAAACAUGUGCUUGCUAUCCAUUUAUAGUUACAUUUAGUGUUAUAUAAUAUGUUAUAAGAACGAUCAGCAGGUUUUCCCUUACCAGGGCUCACUUUUUUCUCUCUUGAAGUUAAUGAGACAAAAAUAAUGCAGCUUGUGAUGUUACCAAGAAACUGCAAAGCCCUCCAUUAUAAUACAUUGGCACAUAGUAACUACACAGAAAAGAAAUAGCUUGAUGAAUUGAGCACAGUAGCAAUGGAACUUUUCUUUUAUUUCUGUACAAUUCCCCCUGUUGUAAAGUUCAAUGUUCUUCUGGCUGGAAACAGAGUGUAUCAUUCAGGCUACCAGCUCCAGGCGGAGGGAGAUUCUCUAGAGCUGAUUGGGAGGGGGAGGUUGUGAGAUUGCAUCCUAAUCCUCUGGUCUGUCCCAUCUGUUAAACUGACAGGGUUUGCAUUCGAAAAUUCCUUAUCCUGGAAUUAUUUGUCCAUUUUUUAAGGAAACAGCUUUGUAUCAAAAAGAAAUGAUCAUUCUGCUUUCAACGAGAAAUAGUUAAUUGUCACAAUAGACUCUGAGGCCUAUGGUGCAACCGCAGAUCCCAGCAGCAAACCCAUAAAUAGGAUAUUGUCAUCACUGGAAUAGUGAUUCUGAGAUCUAAACAAAGUGCCUUCUGAGGAUUAUGCUAAUAUAGCCAGCUGUGAUUUGGAGGAUACUAAGGCAAUUCCAAAACGUGGUCACAAUGGACAGUCAUUACCAAAACAACAUGCAAGACAACGAAGGAGAAAGCCAGUAUACCUACAGAGAGGAAGGUGAGGAUGGAUACCCCUACGGACACAACUAUCCUGCGCAGGAGGAAGAUGCAGCCAGUGAUGCCACUGAAGGACACGAUGAGGAUGAACAGAUGUAUGAAGGGGAAUAUCAGGGCAUUCCGCACCCAGAUGAAAUCAAAGAGGCACGCCGAGCUGCUCAUCGGGAGGCCAGGUUGAAAGCCAAGUUGGCCACUUUGGAAGAUGAGGAGACGUUGGCUGAGCAGUACGAGACCAUCAUGGAAGACUGUGGCCAUGGGCGCUUCCAGUGGACCCUCUUCACCGUGCUGGGCCUGGCGCUCAUGGCUGAUGGUGUGGAGUGUUUUGUAGUGGCCUUCGCUUUGCCCAGUGCAGAGAAGGACAUGUGCCUGUCCAACGCCAACAAGGGCACGUUGGGACUGAUUGUGUAUGUGGGGAUGAUGCUGGGAGCUGUAGUGUGGGGUGGUCUGGCUGAUAAACUGGGACGCCGUCAAUGUCUCCUCAACGCUCUGGCCAUCAACUGCAUCUUCUCUUUCAUCUCCUCCUUCUCCCAGGGCUAUGGCUUCUUCCUCUUCUGCAGACUCUGCUCCGGAAUUGGAAUAGGUGGCUCUAUCCCCAUUGUGUACACGUACUUUGCUGAGUUCCUGCAGAUGGAUAAACGGGGUGAGCACCUGAGCUGGCUGUGUCUGUUCUGGAUGCUGGGAGGCCUGUACGCUUCCUUCAGCGCCUGGGGAAUCAUCCCUCAUUAUGGUUGGGGUUUCAGUAUGGGCACUGAGUUCCAGUUCCACAGCUGGAGAGUGUUUGUGUUGGUGUGUUUCCUGCCUGCGGUGGUUGCUCUCGCUGGACUUGUAUUUAUGCCCGAGAGCCCACGCUACCUCCUCGAGAAUUCAAGGAAUGACGAGGCCUGGAUGAUCCUGAGACGUGUCCAUGACACCAACUGGAGGGCGAAAGGUGAACCAGAGAGAGUGUUUCAGGUUUCCGAGUUUAAAACUUCUCAAACUCAGGAGGAUGAUUUCAUUGAGAUCCAGAGCGAGACUGGAACGGCUUUCCAGAGAUUCAUGGUCAGACAGAUGACUCUGGUCAAGCAGGUGAUGAAGAACUUGAUGUCACUCGCAGCUCCUAAACUGAGACUCCAUGGAUUGUUCAUCGCCAUUGUCUGGUUUACGAUGGCAUUUGGAUAUUACGGCCUUUCAGUCUGGUUUCCUGACCAGAUAAAACACCUGCAGUAUGAAGAGUACGAGUCUAAGACCAAGAUAUUUAACAAGGAUAAGAUUGAACACUUUCACUUCAACUUUUCUUUGAAAAACCAGAUUCACACAGAGGGCCAUUAUAUCCGUGACUGGUUUGUCGGAAUAGAGAUGAGAAACGUGAGGUUUAAAGAGACCGUCUUUGAACACUGUUACUUCGAGGACAUCAAGUCAACAGACACCUUGUUUGAGAACUGCACCAUCAUCAACACUCUUUUCUACAACACGGAUUUAUGGCCUGAUUCUAAGUUCAUCGACUGCAACUUCAUCAAUGUCACAUUUUCUCAUCCUAAACGCGGCUGCCAUCUUAACUUCCAGGAGGAAAACGACAUCUUGAUUUAUUUAGUCAGUUUUCUGGGCAGCUUGUCUGUGCUCCCAGGCAACAUCAUCGCAGGCUUCCUGAUGGAUAAGAUAGGACGAAUUAAAAUUAUAGGUAUCUCCAUGCUGGUGUCCUCUGGCUGUACUUUCUUCCUCUUCUUCUGCUUCAGUCCUGGUGCUGUGGUCAGCUUCCAGUGUCUGUUCUACGCAGCAUCUGCAGCCGCUUGGAACGGAAUUGAAGUUAUAACAGUCGAGCUUUAUCCAGCCUCUAAAAGAGCAACUGCUUUUGGUGUGCUGAAUGGCCUGUGCAAGUUGGCAGCCAUCAUUAGCACCUUCAUCUUCUCCAAGUUUGUUGGAAUCACCAAGAUUGUCCCCACCUUACUGUCCUUCUCUGCCAUGGCGUGUGGAGGCCUGCUCGCGUUCAAGCUUCCUGAGACACGUGAAGUCAUUCUACAGUAAUCAACAAAACCCAGCUAACAUACAAAAAGCCAAACUUCAGAAAUAUUAAGGCCUCGUAGCAGUGCAUGGUCCAGCUGGAAACUGGACUGUCUCACUCUGAGACUGGUGGAAAAGUGAUUUGAUUGUGUACAUGUUAAAAUGAUGUUUACCUUAAUUAGCUUACAUUUAUACUAUAUGGCCAAAUGUUUGUGGACACCUGAACAUCACAGCCAUAUGUGGUUCUUCCCCUAAUUGUUGUCACAAAUUUGGAAGCACACAAUUGCAUAGGAUGUGUUUGUAUGCUGUAACAUUAGGAUUUCCCUUUACUGGAACUAAAUGGCCCAAACGUGUUCCAUGACAAUGCCCCAGUGCAUAAAGCGAGAUCUAUGAAGACAUGGUUUGCCAAGGUUAUAGAGGAAAGACUCGAGUGGCCUGCACAGAGCCCUGACCUCAACCCCAUUGAACACCUUUGAAAUGAACUGGAACACCAACUGCACCGCAGACCUCUUCACCCAACAUGUCUGACCUCACUAAUGCUCUUGUAGCUGAAUGAGCACAAAUCCCCACACGUUCCAAAAUCUAAUGGAAAGCCUUCCCAGAAGAUUGGAAAUUAUAAUAACAGAAAAGGGGAACUAAAAAUAAGCACAUAUGGUUGUGGUGGUCAGGUGUCCAGAAACUUUUGGCCAUAUAGUGUACAUUUUUUCAUUUGACAGACAGUUUAUUUAGAGAUUUAUAAGAAUCCACUCCAGGCACAGAGCUGAGCCGUUAAAGGUCUUGUUUAAUUAAGGGCACUACCCUGGCUCGGCCUGAGAAUUGAACUCGUAGCUUUCAGUCAGUAGCACAGGACCAAUGCACUGCUUUAUUAGUUUUAAAAACCAGGGGUGCUUUUCCAAAAACAAUGAAUCUUAGAGAAUAACAAACACCAUGACGAAGGACAUAUGUUUAUGUAAGAGAAUGCAAGUCUGCAAGUGAGCAGCACAAGCAUAUAGACCUAAUUAUUUACAUUAAGGUGAAGAGUGAAUUAAAAAACAAGCUGAAAGUACACUACUACUAAUACUACUACCACUACUACUACCACUACUACUACCACUACUACUACCGCUACUACUACCACUACUACUACCACUACUACUAUUACUACUACUACCACUACUACCACUACUACUACUACCACUACUACUACCACUACUACUAUCACUACUACUACUACCACUACUACUACUACUACUACCACUAAUAAUAAUAAUAAUAAUAAUGCAUUAAUGAGUGAUUUUUUUGUAUUAAAAUUAGCAGCCUCUGCCUAGACCUGAAUGCAAGAUCCAAAUAAUGAAGUACGUUGUGUAUAACGAAUGGGUCAGAUUACUCGUUGUAAACAAAGUGCUUGGCAUUACAAAUGUUUCUGGAAACGCAUCCAAGAUGGUCCCUUUGACAAUCAUUUACUGUCUGUUCCUUCCUCAGAAGACAGAACAGUGUGUGUGUGUGUGUGUGUGUGUGUGUGUGUGUGUGUGUGUGUGUGAGAGAGAGAGAGUUUUGUAAUAUUUAUAGAAAGCAUAUAUCUUUAGAGAUUCUACGUUUCUCUGUUCUGUGGGUGUUUUUGGACCUGUUGAUUAGAUUACAUCCGAUUUUUUUUUUUGCCGUAGUUUAUAUUUGCGUAUAUGUUGUGAUCAAAUGAAUUUCUAUCUUACUGUGUAUCUGCUUCUUCUUAUUUGAAUAUUUAAAAAAAAAAAAAAAAAAAAAAAAAAAAAAAAAAAAAUUAGGUUAUAGUAUGAAGGCAGUAAUUUCAUAAUGUAUGUAUGAUUGAUACACAAAACAUCUGUUCCACUGCACAUUUUAAACCCAAAAACAACAACAACAACGUUUAUUUUCCAUUAAUGUGGAGGACUGGACUGGUUAUUGUGCCAAGAGUUAAAGUGUAAAAGUGAAUGCAUCAUAGCUUUAGUACACAACACCUGACAACUGACACAAACGUUCAUGCAUGUAUAUAAUGCUUUUCCUUUCAACUAUAACAUAAUUUCCAUAGAAUUUUAUAUAAAAAAAUAGAAUGACAUAUACUUUAUUUUACAGUAUACUUACACAAUACACAGUACUACACACUACAUAAGUUAUACCUUGUCUUUGUAAUACAAUCCUUUCUUCAUGCCUUUAUAUUACAAACAUUUCACAUUACAUUACAGUAGACCCAUUUCAUAACCUAGUAAUUGCUCCUAAUGUGUAACAAGCACCCUCAGGAAUACUCUCAGCACCAAUAUACAGCAUUUCCUAUAUCAUUAUCCACAUAUAAUUCUUUGUAUUCACUCCAAUCGGUCAAUGUGACUGACUUUUAUGGUUUUAUAAUAAACAUGUGAUGGAUAUUAAAGCUGAAUUACAGCAGAUCUGGACAAAAGGAUGUAUUUAGGUGUCAUGAACAAAAAAACAUCAUUGAUCAUUUGUAUCCACAGAAACAUGUUAAUGCAUUAUACACUAUACACAGGUACAACAGUUUAUGGGUGUGAGCGCAGUGAAAUUGGUCAUAUGAACAAAACAGCUUAAUUUACUGUUUUUAUAUUUCAUGUUUAAAAAUAUAUCUAAACAGACUACUACUUUAUGUUUUUCAGAUAUAAAAAAAAUAAAGAGUUUGACUCUUA